This is a messenger RNA of Protopolystoma xenopodis, 654 nucleotides long. NCBI's taxonomy places the organism in Eukaryota, Metazoa, Platyhelminthes, Monogenea, Polystomatidea, Polystomatidae. The record is from the annotation of a GenBank genome assembly.
AUGCAUUUCCGCUCAAACAGUAUCAUCCAACCUUCAACCUCUGGACUCCCCUCUCCUGUUACAACCUCAGGAUUAAUAAAGUCAAUUUUGCAUUCUCGCCACCACCGUCACAGCCAUCAUGUAGGCACCUUAUAUCCCAGCCAAGGGCAAACAGUUUUGCCGACCUCACCAGCCAUCGAAGAGGCUGAGGGCUUUUUGGACAUGACUGCCAAUAUUACAAUUGGUGACAGCUGCGGCGAAUGUAAUGGUAGCCAUGGCAAGAUAGGCGGUAGUAAUGUGGGCGGAAUUUCAUGUAUGGUACCAGAGGAUGCGCUCCCAUCUGCUGGUUACCGCUCUCCCCCAUCGCGGUCCCGCUCGCCCCCUCCUCUCAAGCCGUUGCAUAUGGGCUACUCCCAGACCAGUGGCAUACCAUCUGAUUGGAUCGGUAGCAAUCAGGACUACUAUCAUCAGGAGUAUCAGGCGAAGGAACCAGCCCGACGUCAGAGGGCGACAGGGCCCACAUUUUCGGAGCGUCUGGCGUCAGCGGCCCGCAGCUAUGGCGCCCUAACGAGUGGCCGCGCUUUACGAACUCGAGGCAGAUCUCCUGAGCCAAUUAACACUGUUGUAGACAGUAAGUUGCACAUCUUUCAUAAUGAAGGGUUAAACCCACAAUGA